AUCCGCCCAUCUUCCGCCCGGGUGCCACCGCUGGGUCUCCACCCCUCCAGGUGCGUAGCAGUGACACCUGGAGAAGGACUGGCACCAGUCAGAGCGCACCACCGCCUCCCACUCCCACUCCAUGUCAGUUCCGACCGAUCCGCCGAACAGACAUGUCGGUUCCUCCGGUUCGCAGUCCAACGUGCUCUGAUCUCCUUCACGCGCGAUGAAUGUCACGUGGCGUCUGCUGGCGGCGUUGAGUCUGGUGUGCCGCGCCGAGUCCAAGUGCUCGCCGACGUCCUACUACAAGAACUGCUGGAUCCGACGCUUCCCGGGCGUCCUCGUCGACGUGGACGAGUCCCAGCGGAGGGGAGCGCAGCUGCUGAGGCGGUACCGGGAGGAGAGCGCGCUGAAGUGCAGCCGCGCCUGCUGCCUCACCAGGAACUUUUCCUGUAAUCUGGCCAUAUUCCACUAUGACACCGCGCACGAGCACGUGAACUGCUUCCACCUGCACUGUCCCAGUCUGGAGAGCUGCAUCCUCAGCCACAGAGGCAACGUGGUCCUCUACAAUAUCACAAAGGGCGUGGAUCCGGACCUGCUGGUGUUUGGAAAGCAUUUCACGUCGAACGUGCGCGUGUUGCCGCACCACUACGGCCGCGUCAACGCCUCGGAGCUGCUGCCCUCCGACAAGCGCCAGUUCAUCCAUCCGCCGCCACCCGCCGUCCCGCCGCCGACCUCGGCGCCUGCGUCGCGGCCUCCCGUCACGCCGGGCGACGCGCUGAACGCCACCGCCGCCCGUCACGCGCGGACGCGUUCCACGGCCGCGCCGUCCUCCGCGUCCGCGGCUCCUCCGGCAGUCACUGAGCUCCGCGCACAAACCGCAGCCCUCCUCACCUCCACCGCAUCCACACCCACCUUUAAUGUGCCUCCUUCAUCCCCCGCGGCAUCCACCCGGACGACCAGCUUUCCCACCACACCUGCACAGCCCCCCACAUCGACCCAACCCCAUCAGGGCACCAGCUCUUCUACCACCAUCCCUCCAACGUCCCCAGAGGCCAGUAAGCAGUCCCCCAAUGACACCAGGGACGAGGCGCCCCCGGGCUGGCACGCGGCCACUCAGUCCCUGCUGGUUGCAGUGGCCGUCUGUGUCACGGUGCUGCUGAGCUGCUGCUGCUCCAUCCUGCUGGUGGUGAGCUGGAGGGGUCAGAGGAAGCGAAUGGGACGCUACCACACAUCGUGGAGGGGCAAGAAAGGCUCCAUGCGCCUGAUUAAGUACGUGCUCGUCAGGGAGAACUCCUGAAAGCGAAGCUGGGGCAAUAUUUCUCCAUCAAUCCUGAUUAAAGACUUAAAUAAUCCCUUUAUAUUUUUAUAAAAGAAUGUGACAAAAGUA
This is a messenger RNA of Betta splendens (Siamese fighting fish), 1369 nucleotides long. RefSeq names its product MANSC domain-containing protein 4-like. The coding region runs from base 206 to 1279 and encodes 357 amino acids. The transcript is spliced from 3 exons. Lineage: Eukaryota; Metazoa; Chordata; Actinopteri; Anabantiformes; Osphronemidae. The record is from RefSeq and is a predicted model, not a curated record.